AGCAGGGGUGGCCCGCGGCGGUCGCCCGGCGGGGCGGGGCGGGGGCGGGGCGCCCGCAAUCCGGAAGCCGCCGGGCCCUCUCCGACCCGCGGGAUCUGCGGCGCGGAGUAGGCGUGAGGGACUGGUACCCGACAUGGCGGCGGCGGCGGCGGCCGUGAGCGGCGCCAAGCGGAGCCUGCGGGCCGAGCUGAAGCAGCGCCUGCGGGCCAUCAGCGCGGAGGAGCGGCUGCGCCAGUCCCGCCUCCUGACCCAGAAGGUGAUUGCCCACAGUCAGUAUCAGAAGUCCAAAAGGAUCUCCAUCUUUCUGAGCAUGCAGGAUGAAAUUGAGACAGAAGAGAUCAUCAAGGACAUUUUCCAGCAAGGGAAAACCUGCUUUAUCCCACGGUACCAGUUCCAGAGCAGUCACAUGGAUAUGGUCAAAUUAGCAUCGCCCGAGGAAAUUUCUUCACUUCCCAAAACAUCCUGGAAUAUUCAUCAGCCUGGUGAGGGUGAGGUUCGAGAGGAGGCCUUGAUAACAGGGGGACUGGACCUCAUCAUCAUGCCGGGUCUUGGGUUCGACAAGCAAGGCAACCGGCUAGGACGGGGCAAGGGCUACUACGACACGUACCUGAAGCGCUGUGCGCAGCAGCACACGAAGCCCUACACCAUGGCCUUGGCUUUCAAGGAGCAGAUCUGCCUGCAGGUCCCAGUGGACGGACAUGACGUGAAGGUAGACGAAGUCCUCUAUGAAGAUGCCUCAGCAUCCUGAGUCCUGCCAGCUGCAGCCAGAUAACCAGAGUUGUGUGCCGAAGAAGCAGUGCCCUGCGGACUGUGUGAUUUCCUUUGUCAGAAAUUAGCUGAAGCUGCACACUUUCGGGAAUACGGGCUACGUUGUUUUCAGUGUAAUUGUAAAAUACCUAAUAAUGUAAAGCCAUCUUUAAGAAUUAAUACACUUGUGAACAGUAGAACAUUAAUUAAAAUGGAGGCUGUCACCAUA
Phyllostomus hastatus (greater spear-nosed bat) is the source of this 976-nucleotide messenger RNA. Its product is annotated as 5-formyltetrahydrofolate cyclo-ligase-like. Gene Ontology annotation, molecular function: 5-formyltetrahydrofolate cyclo-ligase activity. Gene Ontology annotation, cellular component: mitochondrion. The record is from RefSeq and is a predicted model, not a curated record. Lineage: Eukaryota; Metazoa; Chordata; Mammalia; Chiroptera; Phyllostomidae. Bases 134 to 748 code for a protein of 204 amino acids. The transcript has 3 exons. Gene Ontology annotation, biological process: folic acid-containing compound biosynthetic process; tetrahydrofolate interconversion.